This is a messenger RNA of Magallana angulata, 3657 nucleotides long. RefSeq names its product choline transporter-like protein 1. The coding region runs from base 509 to 2452 and encodes 647 amino acids. The record is from RefSeq and is a predicted model, not a curated record. Gene Ontology annotation, cellular component: membrane. Gene Ontology annotation, molecular function: transmembrane transporter activity. NCBI's taxonomy places the organism in Eukaryota, Metazoa, Mollusca, Bivalvia, Ostreida, Ostreidae. Gene Ontology annotation, biological process: transmembrane transport. The transcript is spliced from 17 exons.
ACAAUAUGGUAUAGCAAAUUUCAUAUCUUAUUAUAAGAAAUUAAUGUUUCCAUAUUGUUAUUUUCCUGGGUACUUUCUUGGGCACAUGACACCGUUCUACUGUCACCCACAAUGAUUCUCCCCCUGAUUGCUUUCACUGCACUUCACAGCGAAAUAUGAUUACAGUAAAUGACGCUUAAUGACUUCAUGUAGUAGGUCCUAGAGACGAUUAUAAUGAAUGAUUGUUUGAGGAUAAUGUUCAAAGACUCGGAAAAUCAAUUCUGCUUGGAAAAGCUAGGAGUCAGCAAGCUCACCAUGAAACACGUACAGCCUCCAAUGGCUACUCUUAUUUGCAAUAUUAAUGAAAAGUAGUGUAUGAAAUUGUUAAAAGGAGGAAGAAAAUUAAUGAAGGAGGGUUAAACCUGUUAAAGGUGCACAACGCCUGAGGGUAACAAGAAUCAGUCUAACACCAGUUUGUUUUGUAUUGAAGAAGGAAUUUGAACCCUCAUAUAGGAAGAAAACCACAGAGAUGUGUGGCUGUUGCUCUGGGAAGGAUUCUGCGGAAGAUAAAGCCGAUCUUACAAAUCCGAUUAAAAAUCGAGGAUGCACAGACAUCAUCAUUCUGAUUUUGUUUGUUCUCUUCUGGGCUGGCAUGAUAUUUAUAGCAGCCUUUUCUAUCACACAUGGAGAUGCCUGGAGACUUGUGUAUGGAUACGACAGCUUUGGUAACACGUGUGAUGAAGAUAACACAGGAAAGGCAGUGGAGAAUGUGUCCUUCUCAGGGAUGAACAUGGAGGGCAAAGGGUUCGUGUUCAUACUAGACAUCCUCGAUCCUGUGAACUCCAUGAAGCUGUGUGUGAACAAAUGCCCGGGCCAGGAUCUGAACACCACUGUAGAUAUUGCGAGAUUCGCAGUGACAGAGGGCUCGUACCUGUGUAGAUAUGACAUCAAAGAUACCGAUUACUCAGACGACCUUGUGAAGAAAGGAAUAUGUCCUGGUAGAGUGUUUGCCAGUGAACCGCUUCUGAAUAGAUGUGUGCCAAAGCAGAUUUUUAGCACUGCGGGUGACAUUUUUGCCAAAUUCUUUGAUUUCGUAAAUUCAAGUGACAUAUUCCAAAAAGUUUUACACGAUUUAAUGACAGGCUGGCGGGAAAUGCUCAUCCUGUGUUUUGUUGCGUUAGGGUUUGGGGCCUUGAUGGUCCUUCUGAUCAGAUUCCUGGCGUCCGUCAUUGUUUGGUUCAUCAUCACCAUCGCUAUAAUAGGAAGCAUUGCUGGCACUGCGGGCCUGUGGUGGACGUAUAUGGACAAGAAGAGGUUCAUAGACGAUAAGGAGGAUGACAAUAUUCCUCUGUUGAACGUGGACAUUGACAGUGAACAAGCCUUCAUGAUCUACUCCAUCAUUGCUACUGUACUGACAGUAAUUUUGCUGCUGGUGAUCUUGGUGAUGAGGAAACGGAUCGGUCUGACAGUGACGCUGUUCCACGAGGCGGGCAAGUGUCUGGCUGAUGUCCCCAUCCUCCUCCUCCAACCUCUGUGGACCUUCAUCAUCCUGGUCUUCUUCUUUGUCUACUGGAUCAUCAUCCUGGCCUUCCUCGCCACAGCGGAAAAAGCAACUGUGGACAAGACGACUGGCUUUGUGAGAUACACAGAACAUGAGCACGUGUCCUACUUGUGGUGGUAUCAUUUGAUUGGUCUCAUUUGGACCAGUGAGUUCAUCAUUGCAUGUCAGCAGCUGGUGGUAUCUGGAGCAGUGGCCACCUGGUACUUCACUAGGGACAAAAAAAAUCUUUCUUGCACCAUAUGCAAGUCUACCAAACUUUUGAUUUUCCACCAUCUUGGAUCUGUAGCAUUUGGAGCAUUCAUCAUCACUUUAGUAAAGCUUCCUCGCUGGAUUCUGAUGUAUAUGCAGAAAAAAACAAAGGGUUCCCAGAACACUUGUGUCCAGUACGCAAUGAAGUGCUGUAUUUGUUGUUUGUGGUGCCUAGAAAAGUGCUUGAAAUAUUUGAACCAGAAUGCUUACACUGUAGUAGCAAUUCAAGGUACAAACUUCUGUUCCUCAGCUAAAAAGGCCUUUAUGACCUUAGUCAGCAAUGCUCUCCGUGUGGCUGCCAUUAACAGCGUGGGAGACUUUGUGUUGUUUCUAGGAAAAAUCGGCGUCUGUGCAGCAACUGGUGCUGUGGGCAUCUUUUGGUUCAAGUCUAAGGAGGAGCUGAACUACUACGCUAUUCCUGUGCUUCUUGUGUGUAUUUUUGCGUACUUCAUUGCACAUUGCUUCCUCUCUACAUAUGAGAUGGUGAUUGAUGCUCUCCUGUUGUGUUUCUGUCAUGACACAGACAUCAACGAUGGCUCUCCUGAGCGCCGAUACUAUGCUAGCGUGUCACUCCAGAAAUAUAUAGAAGAAGGCAGUAAUCAGAUCACUGCAAUCUCUAAAGGAGACGAAGAACCGGCCAGUCCAGAGGCAGCCAGACUAUAAACAGCUCAGCAGGAGGAGAGAUGGUGAAAGGAAAGAGCCACUGAUCGGGGUAUUGUGCUGUGAUCCAAUACUCACAAUGUGUUGGUCAUCAAGGAGUAGUACAGUCAUCUAGAUUUAAGAAAAAAAUACUUGUCAUUGAUUGUACAGAUAUCAAUGUUUACAAAACUUGUGGCACCACCCAUACUACCGGUAUUUGUAACUCUUAUGAAAAUAGUAUCCAAAACUAAACACCGUGUAGAUGACUGACAUUGACCUUCUUAAGUUGUGUGUACUUAAAAUAAUAUAUGUGCGAAGGCUUCAUUUACAGUGUACUGUGCCUUUGAGUAUGUGAAAUGACAUAAACAAUGUAUGAUCCUAAAGGUGUGUCUAUAUGAGGUUGUUGAUUUGUCUUUACAUUUAUUCUUGGUGCAUUCAAUCAUGAACUUAUUUUCUAGCUUUGUAAGAAUCAUGCAUAUAGUAGCUUAUUGUAUAGUUUUUUUUAUUUUCUUACAAUAGCCAUAUAUUUUGCAGUUGCCAUUAAUAAUGAAAAAAUAGAUAGUUUACAUGUAUUUUAUGAAUUUAUAUAGUUGAUUUUGUUUUAAAUGAUAUAUUUUUGGUUACUGUACAUGUUUUUAUAAUACAAUACAAUUUUCAUGCUAAGGGCACCUGUUUUCUAAACAGAAUAUGUACCUCCUUUAUUUGACUUUGUUAUUCUUUUUUAGCAAAAUGUGAAAAAAAAUUAGGAACAUUCUUCCGAUUCUCUUAUUGUGAAUCUCGAGCAUACAGAGCUGCAAUGUAUGAAUUUGUAAGUAAUCUAAAUGAAACAGAGCCUGCCAAGUAAGCUUACACCAAACAACAAACACACAACAGUGUUGUCGGACUCAUUAACCAUCUUUUUCCUUCUCAUGUUUUGCAUGUAUACUGGUACAUCAGCAUCCAUGAAAUGAUUUAAAUGAUGCACGGAUGUGAUAAAUGUGCAAUAUUUUACAUGAUGUACACAUUACUGGUGCAAGCAGGCUGUUUAUAUGUAUUCAGAGUAUGGCUUUCACAUAAGUUGCAAGUUUUGUUGAUAAAGAGAAAUAUUUAUGCUGUGCAGUAAUAAUGUUUAUAAAUUUUCUCUGUCCAGUUCAACCAAGAGCUGUUAUGAACAUAAUAUUUAAAGAAUGACACAUAUAGUCCUGUAUAUUUUUUUUCAGAACAGUAAAAUAAAUGCUUUAAUAAACAUA